Messenger RNA from Thamnophis sirtalis, 591 nucleotides. The record is from RefSeq and is a predicted model, not a curated record. NCBI's taxonomy places the organism in Eukaryota, Metazoa, Chordata, Lepidosauria, Squamata, Natricidae.
UUUUAAGAUUUCUGAAGAAUGGAUGGAGAGCCUUUUACUUCCAAUUUCUUUUCCCCUGGAAACUUCCCUUCUGAAAUUGGCAUUACCUUGGAACAGAAAACUACCUUUGCCUUUGUGGUUUUAUUGUUUAUUUUCCUUGGUGUUCUCAUUGUCCGAUGUUUUCGAAUCCUCUUAGACCCUUACAGGACUACGCCAACUGCCACCUGGACAGAUGGGCUGGAGGGGCUAGAAAAAGGACAAUUUGAUUAUGUUUUGGCUUAGAGCCAGAAAUGUAGCUUCUUAGAACCAUUUCUUGUUCUCACACAGGCAAAAUAAGCUAAAAUUUGAUGAAUAGAUGGGAAACAUAACGAGUAUUUGAUGAAAAAAAAUGCCUGGGUGUAUCAUGGCUGGAUAUUGCCCAGCUGAAAUAGGAUGACAGACAUACAUUCUGGUUUGUUUUUGUGUCAAACUAUUUGAUUUAUAAGAACUUCAAUUCAUAUCAGUGCCAUGUAAGACUUAAAUCCUAUUCCCAAAAUAUGCGACUUAUCUGGUGGCAUGAUUUACUUUGAGACAAUAGCAAUAGCAAUAGCAGUUAGACUUAUAUACCGCUUC